Messenger RNA from Anoplopoma fimbria (sablefish), 2067 nucleotides. RefSeq names its product collagen, type VIII, alpha 2 (gene col8a2). NCBI's taxonomy places the organism in Eukaryota, Metazoa, Chordata, Actinopteri, Perciformes, Anoplopomatidae. Gene Ontology annotation, molecular function: protein binding. The record is from RefSeq and is a predicted model, not a curated record. The coding region runs from base 1 to 2067 and encodes 688 amino acids. The transcript has 2 exons.
AUGCUGGUGACCAUGCUGUUGGCUCCCGUCUGUUUGCUACUGACGCUGGGAGCUCAGGCUCUCGCGGGAGGCUACCCCCCCAUGCCCCACAUGAAGUACAUGCAGCCCAUGAUGAAAGGGCCUAUUGGACCCCCGUUCAGAGAAGGCAAAGGACAUUACGUUGAUAUGCCGCCCUUGAUUGAAGUCAAGGGGGAACCAGGCCCCCAAGGCAAACCCGGACCAAGAGGCCCCCCUGGGCCAGAAGGAAUUCCAGGAAAACCUGGACUGGGCAAGCCGGGUCUCAAUGGCCAGCCAGGCCCUCAGGGGCCCCCUGGUUUUCCAGGGAUUGGUAAGCCUGGACUUCCAGGUCUCCCAGGAAAGAUUGGUCCAAAGGGGAUGUCUGGGUUUAAUGGUGAGGUUGGCCCUCGUGGUGAACCAGGUCUCAGAGGUUCUCCAGGGCAGCCCGGCCUCCCUGGCCCAGCUGGACUGUCUCUAAAUGGGAAACCUGGACUUCCAGGCAUGAGAGGCUCCUCUGGUUCUCGGGGUGAACCAGGAGUAAAUGGUCUUUCUGGCCCACCAGGUGAACGUGGGAUUAAGGGUGAGAAUGGAAAUGGAAAGCCAGGGCCUACAGGUAUAAGGGGUCCUCCUGGGCUGAAAGGCAAUUCAGGACCACCUGGUCUUCCAGGUAUAGGCAAACCAGGCUUAAAAGGUUUGUCUGGACUGCCGGGUCUUAAAGGUGAUCAAGGAUUCCCAGGGGAACAAGGAGAACCAGGAGAGGCUGGGGCUCCAGGUCUACAAGGUCUGCCAGGACCAGUUGGGUUAGGGAAGCCUGGCCAAGACGGAUUGCCUGGAGGACCAGGUCAACAAGGUACAAAAGGUGAGGCAGGGCCCAGGGGUUCUCCUGGAUUUCCUGGGACUCCUGGUUAUGGAAAACCUGGUCUUAGUGGGCCUAAAGGAGAAAAGGGCUAUGGUGGACUUCCUGGUCUCCCAGGGGACAAAGGAGAGCAAGGAAUGCUGGGCCCAAUUGGGGAAACAGGCUUUGAUGGGCAAUCAGGACCACCAGGACUUCAAGGCCCAAUGGGACUCCCUGGAAAACAUGGAAUGCUAGGACAGAAGGGAGAGCUGGGGCCCCAGGGCCCUCCAGGACUUCCUGGCCUCAGAGGUGACCAAGGCCCCAGUGGAUCCUUUGGAAAACCUGGCAUCCCUGGGGAGAAAGGAAUCCCUGGGCCUAACGGUUCUAUUGGAAAACCUGGACCCAAAGGAGAUGCAGGGCAUAUUGGCCUACCGGGCAAUCCAGGGUUUACAGGUGCUCAAGGACCUAAAGGGGAUGGAGGGUUUAUAGGAACUCCAGGACCCAGGGGCCAGUCAGGAAUUCCUGGUCUACAGGGGCCCAUGGGUCCCAUGGGACCACAGGGUGUCCAUGGCCCAAAGGGUGAAGCCGGACUACCAGGGCCUCCAGGACUGGGUAAGUUUGGGGAGAAGGGAACCAUAGGUCCCCAGGGCCCUCCAGGGAAACCAGGCCCUGCUGGGCUCAAUGGAAACCCCGGCACUCCUGGUCUUCCAGGGCCCCCGGGCCCUCCAGGAAAUGGCCAAACAGUUGUUGCAGGGCCAACCGAUUCCGAGUUGGAAGGGGAUGAAGUACCAGGGGACAGGAAAGGGCCCGUAUACAGUCAAGUCCCCCUCUCUGCCUCUGUGGCCCCGGCCUUCACAGCCAUCCUUAGCACACCUUUCCCUCCCUCCGCCAUGCCGAUCAAAUUUGACAGGACCCUGUACAACGGGCAGAAUGCCUACAGCCCUGCUACCGGCAUGUUCACUGCUCCUUUAUCUGGUGUCUACUACUUUGCAUACCACAUGCAUGUAAAGGGAACUAGCCUGUGGGUGGCACUGUACAAGAACAAUGUGCCAGCUACUUACACCUACGAUGAAUACAAGAAAGGCUACAUGGACCAGGCAUCCGGUAGUGCUGUGCUAGAGCUGAAGGAGGGAGACCAGGUCUGGGUCCAGAUGCCCUCGGAUCAGGCAAAUGGCCUCUAUUCUACCGAAUACAUUCACUCCUCCUUCUCAGGAUUUCUGCUCUGUCCCACAUAA